GUUAAACCCAAAAUAAGAAUGAAACUAAAGCACAUGGCGACUUUUUUUGGGUGAGAGUCGACAUUUGUUUCUCGACAGGGACAGACCCGCACACACAAAGAGAAAUAGGGCGAGGCAUGGAAUCCUCCUGAUUGCUCUGUCUCUUCUAUUUCAGAACUCUGCCCCACAGUAGUGGACGGUCGGAACUAGUGACAGACUCGGCAACAUGGCAUCGCCAACAAGGACAACCUCCGCGACUGUAUCUGCGUCUCCGAUUACGACGGCAGGGUCGCCAUCCUUCCUUUCCGAUGUCUCUCCGCAAACCUUCGCCAUCGCCAACGCGGCCUCCUUCGCCCUCUGCCUCUUUUUCAACUACGGAGCCGGCAGAAAACUCUUCAGCGACCUCUCGAUCGGCGAGGUUUCGGAGCUUUACACGGUUUUGCUCUCCCCAAAGGGGUGGGCUUUUGCCAUCUGGGGCAUCAUCUACCUCGGGCUGAUUGCCUUCUGCGUGUGGCAGUUCUGGGCGGUUGUUGUGCCGAAUAAAUCUAACGACGGUCGUGGUAGUGCUGGUGGACUGCUUGGAUCCAGUUCAUCCACCGAGCGCGAGUGGAGAAGUCGCGGAGGAGGGGAUGACAUGUUUAACGGAAAUGAAAGAGGACCAUCAUCUUCGCAGCAAGGCGCGACCGCUGUAGAAGGGUUACCUGCAAACUACCUCGCGACUGAUAGCACAAGAGGAACAAUAACCCACGGACCAGGGGCAUCGGCGCCCGUAACUCCUCCUGAUGACGAAAGAGCUGCAACUAAUGAUGCUGACAUCACUCCAACACCAUCAUCUCAGAAAUCCUCGGUAGAGUAUUACCACCGGCUUCUCUGCGACCAAAUCGGCUGGCUUUUCACCCUCUGCAACUUCCUGAACGCGACUUGGAUUUGUCUGUGGUGCCAGGGCAGACCAGUUGUGUGGAUUUGGCUGUCCGCACUAGCACUGCUAUCCCUGGUCGCCUGUUUAGCGGUGAUUUCGGUGAGGGUGCGGAUGUUUCGACGGUUCAUUGACAGCAGUGACGCUGAGGAGGAAAGCGAAAGUGCAAUGCCGUCGCUUUUCGGUGCUGGAUCACGACGCUUUAUUACAAACUACACCGGUCGUGGUAAAAACUCAACAAAUCCUUUUCCCAGCUCAGCCGUGGGUGUGGAAGAUGAGGAAUUGGGAAUGCAAGCUAGAAACUCCGGAACCGAUACAGAACAUCAACAUCAAGAAGCUGCGCAAUUUGGAGAAGACGCAACCGCACGGCGCAGAACCCCAGUACGGGAGCACGAGGAGAGGAGCGGAAGAGUUGCAGCGUCUUCCCACAGCAUCGCUUCUAACGGUGGAAUACAAAGUGACUCUCGAGGAAAGAACGCCAAAAGUGGUCGCGCCCCCUCUUUAUUCCGCCCGCCACUCUACGAGCUCCUGGUAUUGGACAUUCCGUUUUCCAUCUAUUAUCCAAGAAAAAAACAUUGUAGGUGUAACUGUUUUGGAGGAACAGCAUUACAAAUUUGUCUGGCAUGACAGCAAAAACCUGUCAUGCGCAGAUAGUACGUGAAAACGCCCGUUGAUGGGCCCUACGAUGCAUGCCAAGCAUGACAGACGCAAUCAUCUUGCAUUUUGCGCAUCACAAAUUUACACCAACAGCGUUUUUUUCUCGGAUAUCUAUUUCGGUUGGACCACUGCCGCAGCGAUCAUCAAUGUCAGCUGCGCGACCAUCGGAUCCGAUGCACUUCUUUCCACAACGAAAGAUGAGGACCACGACAACUCGGUAGAGCUCUCAUCGUCUUCCUCUCCUCUAACAAUCGCACCGUCUUCCGCAGCAACUCAGGGGAACAACAACUACGGGAAAAUCACGCUUUGCGUUCUCGGCAUUCCGCAACAUAUAUGGGCGAUCAUCAUGCUCCUCAUCGCCGCCGGGAUCUACAUGGCGGUUUUGGUGCGGACGAAGAAUUUAGUGUACCCGUUUGUCUUUUUUUGGGCCGUGUGGGCGAUCGCCGAGGAACUUCGGGUGAAGAAGGGCGCGGAAGUUCGGUCGUUUGAUAUGGCGUUCUCAAACGUUACAUUCUCAACUGUUACAUGAAAAUGAAUUUGUCAUGCAAAACUCCACUCAGAUGCGACGCGAUCAAGCUGCUGCGCAUGACAAAUUCUGGAAGGCCCAAAAAGGCUGAGGAUCUGUGCCAAAUCUGUCAUGCAAAAGGCGCAACCUUCCCCCCUUCAGUUUUGCCAUUCCUGCGUCACAAAUGUAUGCAACAGCUGAGAAUGUAACAGUUGAGAACACCAUAUUUGAAGGCAGUUCCGUUGCGCCCUCCGACGCGGAGGCGGUAGAGGUGACGGCGUACGCAUUGGUGAAAAAGUAUCGUACUCGUAUAAAUGCAUUACAAAUUUCCUCAGCGUGAAAAAUAAAACUUGCCGUGCAGACUUACCUUUGGGAAAAAGUUUGUAAUGCAUGACUGCAAUUACUGCGAGUGCGAUACUUUUGCACUGCAUACGGCGCGAGUCCUGUCGAUUUUGGUUUUGCUGUUUGGAGUCGUCGGGGUGGCGUGGUUUGUGAGGAAGGUUGGAAGUGAUGGUCGGUGAAGAAGAAGCGCUCCCGUAGUCUCGUGCGAUCUGUGAUGCGGCGAAAGACAAGAGGGCGAGGCGCUGCUCCAGAUCGUCCAGUGUCAUGUUCAUGAUGAAGAUGUGUCUUUGGUUUCGAAGCGUUCGCGAGAAAAAAACUCCGAGAUCUCCCUGUUUCGUUUUUCAUUCCCUGUGGGAAAGAGAUCUGAAUUUCUGAAAGUACAACCUUGAAGGCGUC
Molecule: messenger RNA, 2795 nt
Organism: Amoebophrya sp. A120
Lineage: Eukaryota; Dinophyceae; Syndiniales; Amoebophryaceae
Source: the annotation of a GenBank genome assembly